Molecule: messenger RNA, 1032 nt
Organism: Tachyglossus aculeatus (Australian echidna)
Lineage: Eukaryota; Metazoa; Chordata; Mammalia; Monotremata; Tachyglossidae
Gene: POLR3GL
Product: RNA polymerase III subunit GL
Exons: 8
Coding region: 44-703 (219 amino acids)
Biological process (GO): transcription by RNA polymerase III
Cellular component (GO): RNA polymerase III complex
Source: RefSeq, a predicted model, not a curated record
UCUUAGCUUCGGUUCGGGCGGCGGGAGGCAGGCCCCUCCGACCAUGGCGGGACGCGGAGGGGGCCGUGGCCACGGCCGGGGUCAACUCACCUUCAACGUGGAGGCCGUGGGCAUCGGGAAGGGGGAUGCCCUCCCGCCGUCGGCCCUGCAGCCCACCCCGCUCUAUCCCCCCCUGGAGUUGCGUCCGGUGCCCCUGACGCCCGGCGAGGAGGGCGAGUACGUCCUGGCGCUGAAGCAGGAGCUGCGGGGGGCCAUGCGCCACCUCCCUUACUUCGUCCGCCCGGCCGCCCCCAAAACAGAUGUGGAGCGCUACUCGGACAAGUACCAGAUGUCAGGGCCGAUGGACAACGCCAUCGACUGGAGUCCUGAUUGGCGGCGCCUUCCCCGGGAGCUGAAGAUCCGAGUGCGAAAGCUGCACAAGGAGCGAAGAGCCACCCUGCUCCCCAAAAGGCCCCCCAAGGUCCAAGUGGAGAAGGUAGAGAAAGAGGAAACGAUCCAGAAGCUGGAGACCUUGGAGAAGAAGGAGGAGGAGGGAUCAUCCGAAGAGGAAGAGAAAGAGGCAGAGGAGAAGGAAGAGGAAGAAGAGGAGGAGUACGACGAAGAGGAGCACGAGGAGGAGACGGAUUACAUCAUGUCGUACUUCGACAACGGCGAGGAUUUUGGGGGCGACAGCGACGACAACAUGGACGAGGCCAUUUAUUGAGGGGCUGCCCGGGGACGGGGAGGCCGCAGCCCCCCGCUCCAACCCCGACCACCCCCCCAAAAAACCCACCCGCUGCCCGUCUUGUCCAGAAGUUGGGGGGGACGCCCCCCCGGCCUGCAGGACGGAGAGAAAGCCUGGAGUCGGGGGCGGAUUUUAAAACCUUUUUGUACCCCGAGGACGGUAUGAGCAGAUUUUAAAAAAGAGAACGGACCCCUCUCCGCCCCCCAAGUCCCCGUCCCCCGCGGGUUCGGGGGCACGAGGAAUUUUGGAGGGGUGGCGGGGACGGGUUUCUUUUGAAAUAAAAAGAGUUGCCAUUUGGAACAACCGGC